Molecule: messenger RNA, 1272 nt
Organism: Sclerotinia sclerotiorum 1980 UF-70
Lineage: Eukaryota; Fungi; Ascomycota; Leotiomycetes; Helotiales; Sclerotiniaceae
Exons: 3
Coding region: 1-1272 (423 amino acids)
Biological process (GO): ubiquitin-dependent protein catabolic process
Cellular component (GO): proteasome regulatory particle, lid subcomplex
Molecular function (GO): structural molecule activity
Source: RefSeq, a predicted model, not a curated record
AUGGCACCAGCGGAAUCUUUGAGGAUACAAGAAGUCCAAAACUUGGCAAAGACAGAUCCAAGAAAGGCAGAGGCACAAUAUAAGGAAAUCAUCUCCAAACCACCUUCAGUAACCUCGGAAGCGUCUGUUCGAGAAUAUGAAACUGCAUUGGUUAGCUUAGGAGAGUUGUAUCGAGAUGAGAAGAAGGCGGAUGAGCUGGUAGAUCUGAUCACAACAAGCCGGACAGUAUUAUCAUCGUUCGCAAAAGCCAAAACAGCAAAGUUAGUACGACAACUUCUAGAUCUAUUCAAUGCCAUCCCCAACACAACAGAUACCCAAAUUACCGUCACAAAAUCAUGCAUCGAAUGGGCCACAUCCGAACGUCGUGGUUUCCUAAGACAGAACCUUGAAACCCGUCUUGUCAGCCUUUACAUGACCAAACAAUCUUACUACGAUGCUCUCACCCUCAUCAACAGUCUCCUUCGCGAGCUCAAGCGUCUCGAUGAUAAGCUCGUUCUCGUCGAAGUCCAACUCCUCGAAUCUCGCGUUUACCAUGCCUUAGGAAACACAGCCAAAGGUCGCGCCGCUCUCACUGCUGCAAGAACAAGUGCUGCAUCCGUGUACACUCCUCCUUUACUCCAAGCUGGCCUCGACAUGCAAUCUGGCAAACUUCACGCCGAAGACAAGGAUUUCAAUACUGCGUUCUCUUACUUCAUCGAAGCGUUAGAUGGAUACCAUACACAAGACGAACCGGAGAAGGCUACCGCUGCUCUUCAAUAUAUGCUUCUCUGCAAAAUUAUGCUCAACCUUGCCGACGAUGUCAAUCAGCUCAUGACUUCCAAACAAGCCAUCAAAUAUGCAGGCAAGAAUCUUGAAGCCAUGAAAGCCGUCGCUCGCGCACACUCCAACCGUUCUCUGGAAGAAUACGAAAAAGCACUGGGCGAUUACCGCCACGAACUUGGCUCCGAUGCCUUCAUCCGCAACCAUCUCCGUCGUCUCUAUGAUGCCAUGUUGGAACAAAAUCUCAUCAAAGUAAUUGAACCCUUUUCCCGCGUUGAAAUCGCCCACAUUGCGAAGAUGGUUGGUCUUGAUACACAACAGGUAGAGAGAAAAUUAUCACAGAUGAUUCUCGAUAAAGUUAUCAUUGGAGUAUUGGAUCAAGGGGCUGGGUGUUUGAUUAUUUACGAUGAGACGGAAAGAGAUGUAGGAUAUGAUGCUGCGUUAGCAACAAUCGAGAAGUUGAGUAGUGUGGUUGAUGUGCUUUAUACCAAUCAAGCGAGUAUGCUGGAGUAG